This is a messenger RNA of Onthophagus taurus, 1855 nucleotides long. RefSeq names its product tetraspanin-5. The record is from RefSeq and is a predicted model, not a curated record. NCBI's taxonomy places the organism in Eukaryota, Metazoa, Arthropoda, Insecta, Coleoptera, Scarabaeidae. Gene Ontology annotation, cellular component: plasma membrane.
CAUCUACGGUUCAAGUACCGGAAGUAUUCUUUGUUAUUAUUGUUGCAGAUGUAAUUUGACAGUUCCCCCAAGAAGAAGCCCAGUGAUUCACAAUGUUAACAAUCUGAAAGUGCAACAAACCAGGAAAUUACUACCGCAACUUCCUUCUUAGACUGCCAAUUACGCCUUUCUAUUUAAAAAACAUAAAAAUGCCACCGUACAGGCCAACGCCGAAUCGUAGCGGAUACACUUACGUUAGUUCUUGUGUGAAAUAUUUGAUUUUUAUACUCAAUUUUGUAUUUUGGCUGCUAGGUGGUCUACUUAUUGGUAUUGGGUUAUAUGCGUUUCUUGAUAAAGUCCAAUUAAAUGGUUGGGUGCGUUUGGAUACAGUUUACGAUGUAAUACUCAACGUUUCUUUGGUUAUGAUAAUAACAGGAGGAGUUAUUUUUAUCGUCAGUUUUGCAGGAUGUGUUGGGGCUUUAAGAGAAAACACAUGUUUGCUCAAAUUUUAUUCAUUAUGUUUAUUAAUAUUUUUCUUAUUGGAAAUGGGCAUUGCAAUUGUUGGAUUUGUUUUUCCACAAUCUAUGCAAUCCGUGUUAGAAGAAAACUUUACUGAUAACAUAAUUCGAACGUAUCGUGACGAUCCUGACUUACAAAACUUUAUCGAUUUUGCGCAACAGGAAUUUCGUUGUUGCGGUUUAAGCAACGAAGGUUACAUGGAUUGGUCUAAAAAUGAAUAUUUUAAUUGUAGUUCGCCAAGUGUUGAAAGAUGUGGGGUUCCAUUUUCGUGUUGUAUAAAUGCUACUGAUAUUUCAUCUGGAUUGGUUAAUAUUAUGUGUGGAUACAAAGUUCAAACACAUCCUGUAAAUGUCGCUGAGGCGUCUAAAAAAGUAUGGACAUCCGGUUGUAUUGAAACUUUUCGUUUGUGGGCGGAACGAAAUCUUUAUACAAUUGCAGGAAUAGCGUUAGGUAUAGCUUUAUCACAGUUGUUUGUGAUUUAUUUGGCAAAAACGUUGGAAAGCCAGAUAGAAAUGCAAAAGGCAAGGUGGGUCAGUUGAAGUUACGCUUCAAGGGGCGUUGGGUCCCACGUGUAUGUGUAAAUAAUAAAGAUCCCUUUAGCAAUGUAAACUUCGUUUCGUCCUAUGUCUGUUAUCUUUGUAAAAUGUAAUAUCUGACUGAAAAAUACUUUUUGGACUGAUGAUGAUCUUUGAGAAGAUUUUAUGUGUUGGACAAUUUUUUUUAUACGAACUUGAAAGGUGCUUGCUUUUGUUUUGUAAUGUUUUUAUGCAGGUUAAGGUUUGAAAAUAUUAUCUUAAUGGAAAGAAACGAAAUGAUUUAUUUGUAUAAAUGUUUAUUUUAGGUUCGUAUAAAAAGAAGUCAAUUAUAGGAAUAUUUGACCUAAUCAUUAGAUUUAUUACGUUUUUUUUAUAAGCAAAUGACACAUUUUCUAUCUUUGAAAAGUGUAAUAUUACUCAAUUUUUUAUAAUCACUAAAUCUAUUUAAUAAUAUUUAUAAGUUAAAUGAGAAAAGAAAUUUUUUAAGGAAUUAUAGGGCUUCUACACCUAGUCUAAAUAAAUUACAAAAAUUUUAAAUAACGUUACUAAAAAAGUUUUUUUAAUUAUUAUUAUUAUUAGUGUAAUAUUUUUAUAAGAAAAAUUAGUGUAUAUCACCUUUGAAGUUUUCUCAUUCUAAAUUUAAUUAAUUUCCUUGGGUUUCCUGCUUAUUAUGCAAAAUCAGUGCCAAAUAACCUAACAGAUUUACAAUAUUAAUUGUUUAUUAUUUCAUUUCUAACCAUUUUAGCUCAAGGAAUUCGAAACAGUCUGCGUAUACGUAUCACUCAAUGUCUAAUAAAAAUGAUGGUUUUUACUAGUAAUAA